Penicillium antarcticum is the source of this 657-nucleotide messenger RNA. RefSeq names its product GNAT family N-acetyltransferase. The coding region runs from base 1 to 657 and encodes 218 amino acids. Gene Ontology annotation, molecular function: acyltransferase activity, transferring groups other than amino-acyl groups. Lineage: Eukaryota; Fungi; Ascomycota; Eurotiomycetes; Eurotiales; Aspergillaceae. The transcript is spliced from 3 exons. The record is from RefSeq and is a predicted model, not a curated record.
AUGCCCGCUCUACUGGAAGACCCCUCAACCCGCAAUCCCCCACCAAGUGCGCACAUCAGAGCAGCGCCUACCCUGAAAGCGCGGCAAGCAACACUUCCCAAGGACAAUGAUGCCCCGAUUACUCUCUAUCCAAUCACUGGAGGCGCGCAAUCCCUCCCGCAGGACCUAGUCCGCUUCCUGCACCAAGAGUUCAGCGCGGAGAUCCUCCGUGGCGGUACUUACCCUAUGGAAGAGCCUCUGCCACUAGAACAAUUUGCCGAGUAUUGGUUUGGGACUUUUGCCGUGAUUGCGCUUGAUGGCACUGAACCGAUUCGAGAGGGGAGGGACUGGGAAAGUGCUUGUCUGGGCACUUUUUAUAUCAAGCCUAACUAUCCCGGUCGUUGCUCUCAUAUCUGUAAUGCUGGAUUUAUUACUACUUCUGCCGCACGUGGCAGAGGUGUUGGGUACGCUAUGGGAGAAGCGUAUCUAGAUAUUGCACCGAGACUAGGCUACACAUACUCGGUCUUCAACUUAGUCUUCGCCAACAACCCAGCUUCAAUCCGCAUCUGGGAUAAACUCGGCUUCAGCGUCAUUGGCCGCGUACCCAAGGCUGCACGACUGGAGAAUAGCGAGGAACUAGUCGAUGCAUUGAUAUUCGGACGGGAGUUGGGGAAUUAG